AUGAACAACCUACCAAAACCAUUAUGGGACCCACGACCGUUAACACCAACAAAUAUGAACAAUCAACAACAACGACAACAACAAGAAAGUACAAUCAGAAGAACUAAAUUAUAUCGUCGACGAUGUCAUGGUAAUCGUAAAUUACGACGUUUUAAAAAUAAAUGUCGUCAACGAGGCAUGAAUAAAGAAGAAAUUCAACGUUUAAUUCAAGAUCGUUGCCAACAACAAGAACAACAAAUUGAUUUUCGAAUGGAUGAGACAAAUGAUGAUAUCGAACUACAUCAACCGAUCACAACGACAACAAUAACAAAAUCGAAGAGAAUAAUAGAAAAACGUAUGAAAAUGAAAAUGGUAUUGAAGAAAUUCAAUAAUCGACUUCCAAUAUAUUUGAAAAAGGCACCAAAUAUACUUAUACAAAAUCUUAGUUUACAAUUACAACAAAAAAUUACGAAUAAGAAACAACAACGCUAUCUUUAUCAUCGACUACAAUUACUUGAUCAACUACAUCGUAUUGAUCAAUAUCGAUAUUUAUGGCAAUCUUAUUUAAAUCUUGGUUCUACAUCUAAUUUAUGGCCAAUACAUAUACAGAAGAAAAUGAAAUCAAAGAAUAUCGAAUCUUGUGUACAAUAUAUUGAACAUCAUUUAAAUGAACUUGAACAACAAUAUCAUCAAGCUACAAAUGAAUUGAAUGAACAAGCUAAAUCAUGUCCAAUUAAACUUAAACCAUUCGAUAUUCUUAAUCAAAAACUCAAAGAAUUUGUUCAAUUACAAAGAACACGUUUUACUGAAAAAUUAAAUAUUCAAUUGACUAGACAUAAAAAUUACAUUCAUGAAAAUGAAUUAUAUCAAACUGUAUUACAUCAUAUUCAUACUGAUGAACAAAAAUCUAUGAUUGAUCAAUUGAUAUAUAUACGAGAACGACAAUUAGAAAUCUUUGAAAAUUAUCUUCGAUUAGAAACACGGAUAUCAAUGCAAUGUUUACCUAAAGAAUUGAAUCGUAUUGAAAAUAUCAUUACAUCGAUUCGAUAUCGACCACGUUUUCGAAAUUUUCUUUCUAUUCAAUUUCAACAACAACAAUAUAAACUUAUACAAGAAGCAAAACGUAAUUGUUUAAAUAUGUUUUUACAUGCUUAUGAAAUUCAAUAUCAACACUAUGAAAAUCAUAAGCAUGUAUUUUUAAAAGAAUUUCAAUGCAAAAAUAAUACAUGUAGUAAUGAAACCAGUCUAUUAGAAUGUUUUCUUAUUUAUAUAAAUUAUCGAAUCGAUCGAUUAAAACAAGUCCUUUAUUAUGAAAGAAUACCUAUCUUUCGAAGAAAACUUCGACGUCAACGACAACAUUUGAAACGAAAAGGAAAAUUUUUGAAACAAAUUCAAGUUUCUCCUUAUGUGAUUCUUGAUCUUCAACGACAUCCAUUUACAACUACUGAAUUAAAAUAUCUUUCAAGAGGUCCAACUUAUAUAAGACCAAAUCAAAGUACACUUUGCCCAAUGAAACAACGACAUAAACAAAUUCAAGUUGAAUUAAAUGAUAUGUUAAGUAAAAUUAAAAAUGGAUUAGGUAAUACAACAAGAGAUGGAUAUCCUUCGAUAUCAAAGACUGCAUCAGUAUAUAAAUUAUAUGAAGAUCGUCUUCGAACAUGUCUUACUUGUCAAUAUAUGAAAUCAUUACCAUUUAUUGACCAACUACGUGCUGGAAAAGAACUUAAAUGGAUUAAAUCAAUUCGACGAAAAUUAAAACGAUAUAAAUUGAUUCUUCGUCGAACGGAUAAGAGUGGUGUAUUUCAUAUUGGUCAUAUGCGUGAUUAUGAACAAAAAGCUCAUAGUUAUCGAAAAACAACGGAUGCCUAUGAAGAACUAUCGACAAAUCCAUUGAAUGAUAUCUAUCGUCGUGUAAUUGGUCUAUUAAAUCAAUUACGUUCUCAGAAUCAAAUAAGAGAAUGGCAAAAACAAAAAUUAAUUCCUGUUCAAAAUAAAAUUGAAUUAGCUUAUAUGUAUUUUCUACCAAAAC
Messenger RNA from Rotaria socialis, 2008 nucleotides. The record is from the annotation of a GenBank genome assembly. Lineage: Eukaryota; Metazoa; Rotifera; Eurotatoria; Philodinida; Philodinidae.